AUGGCAACGAAGCUUGCCUGUGCAGCUCUCUGCAUCGCCGUCGCCAGCGGCUUCGCGCCGUCGCGGCCCGGCGGCGCGGCGCCCGCGGCGCGGCGCGACGGCCGCGCCGCCGUCGCGGUCGCCGCCGCCGUGGAGUCGCUGAGCUUGUCGCCGAUCGCGAAGGUCGGCGGCGUCGUGCGGCUGCCCGGGUCCAAGUCGCUGAGCAACCGGGCCCUGCUCAUCGCGGCGCUCUGCGAGGGCGAGACGACGGUGGAGAACCUGCUCGCGAGCGACGACACGGAGCGCAUGCUCGAGGCGCUCGCGGCGAUGGGCGUCGCCGUCGCGGAUCUGGGCGACGCGGCCGUGCGCGUGACGAGCUCCGGCGCGCUGAAGGCGCCCGGCGCGGACCUCUUCCUCGGCAACGCGGGCACGGCCAUGCGGCCCCUCGCCGCCGUGCUCGCGGCCGUCGCGGCCACGGACGGCGGCGACUUCGUCCUCGACGGCACGCCUCGCAUGCGCGAGCGGCCCAUCGAGGACCUCGUCGACGGCCUCAAGCAGCUCGGCUGCGACGUCGAGUGCACGCAGAACGGCGACUUCGGCGGCUGCCCGCCCGUGGUCGUCAAGCCCGGCGCGCGGGUCGACGGCGGCGUCGCCCGGGUCUCGGGGAAGACGUCGUCGCAGUUCCUCUCCGCGCUCCUCCUCGCGUCGCCCCUCCUCGCGACGACGCAGCCCCUGGUCAUCGAGAUCACCGACGAGCUCAUCUCCCAGCCCUACGUCCAGCUCACCGUCGACCUCAUGGCCAAGUUCGGCGUUGUGGUGGACAUCGACGGCGCGUACCGGUCGUUCACCGUCGCGCCGGCGCAAAAGUACACGAACGCGGGCCUCCCCGACGCGACCUACUUCGUCGAGGGCGACGCGUCGUCGGCGUCCUACUUCCUCGCCGCCGCGGCCAUGACCGGCGGCGACCUCACGGUCGUCGGCUGCGGCUCCGAGAGCACGCAGGGCGACGUCCGCUUCGCGGAGGUGCUCCGCGACAUGGGCGCGCCCGUGACGCUCCACCCGACGAACAUCACCGUCGCCGCGGCGACGCCAAACCUCAAGGGCAUCGACGUCGACUGCCUCGACAUCCCGGACGCGGCGAUGACGCUCGCGGCCGUCGCGCUCGUCGCCGCCGGGCCGACGACGAUCCGCAACGUCGGCUCCUGGCGCGUCAAGGAGACGGAGCGCAUGAAGGCCAUCGUCGCCGAGACGACGAAGCUCGGCGCCGACGUCUUCGAGGGCGACACGCACUGCGUCAUCACGCCGCCGGCGGGCAAGCCGAACGCGGGCGCGGAGAUCGAGACCUACGACGACCACCGCAUCGCCAUGACCUUCGCCCUCGCCGCCUGCGCCGGCGUGCCCGUGACCAUCCUCGACCCCAAGUGCACGUCCAAGACCUUCCCGACCUACUUCGACGAGCUCGCGCGCGUCACGCUCGCCUGA
Molecule: messenger RNA, 1461 nt
Organism: Aureococcus anophagefferens
Lineage: Eukaryota; Pelagophyceae; Pelagomonadales; Pelagomonadaceae
Exons: 1
Coding region: 1-1461 (486 amino acids)
Biological process (GO): aromatic amino acid biosynthetic process; chorismate biosynthetic process
Molecular function (GO): 3-phosphoshikimate 1-carboxyvinyltransferase activity
Source: RefSeq, a predicted model, not a curated record